CUGUAAUAAAUCUAUAUACAAUGGUUGCUGGUCCUGCUGCUCAAGCUGCUAAGAGAUCCUUCUGGAGUAUUUGGUACAAGCCCGAAGUUGCUCCUAUUUUCGUUGUCGUUGGCGGCGCUUGUGGUUUAGCUGGCUGGUAUCUUACCCGUCUUGCUCGUGGACCUGAAGUUGUCUGGGACCGUCAUAGAAACCCUUAUCCUUGGCAAAACAUUGACCAGGAUACCCAGGUUAAGUUUAUGACUGUGAAUCAAAAAUUCGACAAAGUAUAUAGUCGUGAUCGUCUCUAGAAAGAUCGUAAAGACAAAAUGAUGAUUAGAUAAGUUUUUUGCAUAGAAUUCUAUACAUUAGAAGAAAACAGAACCUCCAGAAAUCUUCGCCUAUAUUUAUUGACAACCACAUACAACCUAGCUCGACCAUGAAUAAAAUACUUUUUUUUUUUUUUUUCUUUUUCGGUGAAAGAAAUACCCUCUUAAG
Molecule: messenger RNA, 474 nt
Organism: Mycotypha africana
Lineage: Eukaryota; Fungi; Mucoromycota; Mucoromycetes; Mucorales; Mycotyphaceae
Product: NADH-ubiquinone reductase complex 1 MLRQ subunit-domain-containing protein
Exons: 4
Coding region: 21-287 (88 amino acids)
Source: RefSeq, a predicted model, not a curated record